AUGGUCGAAUCCUUCCAUACUGGCGAUCCAUGCGAUGCUCUCGGAGAAGAUAGCUCAUUUCGAUGCAGCCAAGUGCUAGCUGCCCACGUCUACGCUACAGCAGAGAAGUACCAAGUGCCAGAUCUGAAGGAGCUAGCACUGGAGAAGUCCAAGGAGGCUGCAGACCCAGACAACAAGCUUGACAUGGCCAUAGCUGCAAGAUUGGUCUACGAGGACAUACUGCUGCCAGAGCACGAUGGCAAGCUCCACGGGGCAACACUCGACUUAUGGAUAGCUUCUCAACUUGAUGCCACUGAUCGCGACUUUCUAUUAUCAACUCUCACGGACGCGCCAACCUUGACUGCGGACCCCAUUCUUCGCCUGCUCGCGGAUCGAAUAUACUGCCUUGCUACGAUGACCCUGACCGAGACCGAGGCUGGUCGUCUCGCGGUGAAGUCUGAUGUGCUCGAACGCUUUUGGUCCAUGGCGUGA
Fulvia fulva is the source of this 471-nucleotide messenger RNA. RefSeq lists its product as uncharacterized. Bases 1 to 471 code for a protein of 156 amino acids. The transcript has a single exon. The record is from RefSeq and is a predicted model, not a curated record. NCBI's taxonomy places the organism in Eukaryota, Fungi, Ascomycota, Dothideomycetes, Mycosphaerellales, Mycosphaerellaceae.